CCUUCUACAUAAUACAUCAUUUGUCUCCAUCUUCAUCUGCAAAAGAACAAACACUCUAUAGUCUAUUCACACACACACACACUUGAGCCGUCUUCAAUGAGCACGGACUGGGGAACGGUGAUUGUAGCGGUGUCUCUGUUCAUCCUACUAUCACCAGGACUACUGUUUCAGAUUCCAGCGAGAACGAGAGUGAUGGAGUUCGGGAACAUGAGCACGAGCGGUAUAGCCAUUUUGGUUCACGCAGUUAUAUACUUCUGUAUUUUCACGAUCUUGGUGGUAGCUAUACAAGUUCACAUCCAUUUCUGAUCUCUACUCUUCUUAUAUCAUGUAUAAAUGUAACAAAAUGAAGGGAGGUUUAUUGCAAACUCUAAUGUAAUGUACAAAUUUCUCUGAUAUUCCUCCUUUCCGACAAA
Molecule: messenger RNA, 413 nt
Organism: Brassica rapa (field mustard)
Lineage: Eukaryota; Viridiplantae; Streptophyta; Magnoliopsida; Brassicales; Brassicaceae
Source: RefSeq, a predicted model, not a curated record